Molecule: messenger RNA, 1469 nt
Organism: Chaetomium strumarium
Lineage: Eukaryota; Fungi; Ascomycota; Sordariomycetes; Sordariales; Chaetomiaceae
Exons: 4
Coding region: 194-1027 (277 amino acids)
Source: RefSeq, a predicted model, not a curated record
AUAGACAUCUCCCAUAUGCGACUUUGGACGAUCAGGGACGCAACGUACUGCAGCCCAUUUGCAAGUGAGGCAGCUUACUUGGAUGGGUUCAAGAAGAGCUGCCACCAGUGUCAGGCAUCGGAUCUAUCCUGUCUCGUGAAUAGGGAGGGCGGAGACUCGCCUGUCCAGCUACGAGCAGCUCUACUUUCUGCUGAUGACCCCGGAGCCAGCCAGAGGUGACCGAGAUCCUGCGCUGGAUCCGCGCCGGCUUCGGCGUCGACGAUAUCCUGCGCUGCACCUGCUGCCCGAGACGAGGUUGCGCUACACUUUUCCCGAGUUCGCUAGCUGGCCGACCGUCUUCCGAGAACCCGACAACCCCUAUCUCGGCACGCAGCUCCUCGGCUUUACAACCCCGAAAUCCGCCGCCGCGAGGGAUGGUGGCUCGGCGCCGGGCAGCACGGCAACGCUCCAUCCCGACUCAUACUACGUGUACCAGUUCCCUUAUCAUGCCACCCACAUGGUCGACUCGCGCUUGUCUUCGGUCAAGGCGGCCAGGUGGACGUCGGUGACGGCUGCCGACGCUCUGUUUGAGUACAUCGGGACGCGUUCGUUCCAGAAGGACCUGUUUCUGGAUGACCUCGUUCGGAGCAAGACCGACUUCUGCUCGGCCCUGCUCCACGGCCUGACGAGCGACCCUCACCGCGUCGAGUUCUGGACGCCGCGCUCUCUGCCCUUCGCCUUCAUGGCCGAGGCGAAGCGGCUAUGGGAUAUCGGAAUUGCCGGGGAGCCCAAGCGGACCACCAUCCAAGCGGCCAUGUGCCUCACCAUGCGGUACGGGACAGACGGCGCCGGCAAGAUCAGUGUUCCGUUUCUCGUCAAGGCCGUCGAGUUGGCGGACAAGAUGGAGUUCUUCGCCCGGCGCGAGACCGAAGACUCCAAAAUGAGCAUUGCCCGCGCCUUCACCGCUUUGGUUGUCGUUAGCUAUCAAGGGCAUGUCACGUCCCGACCUUUAGGACGGUUGCUUCUCGGAUUAUCACUAUGCUACUAGUUCGUACUGACGGUGCGCUUGGUCAGAUUGGUCUUCUAUUACAUGCAUAAUACCCCAUCCGUGAUUUUAUUUACUUUCCUCCCUCGCCGCCCUCGCCAUCUUCUUCUUCUCUGCCACCCUCCCGUAACCCGUCCAAACAAUCCCGAAUCUCAACCCAAGACAACCGACCCCGAACCCGCUCGACUACCUCGACCUCGACCCGAGCGGAAUCUACGCCUCCCUGGGAAAGGUACCGCCCGGGCAGAAAUGCGGCGGGCUCAGGGAUGGGACCACGGUAUCCGACGUGAGCUUUGCGCUUCAUGUUAUGUGGGAGAGAUGUUGUUUAGGAUUAUUUGAGGCCAUGGUGUUAUACGAAAGUAUAUCAAGGUACAACUCAAAUCAGAGCGUUGAGGCUCUUGGUGUCCCUCCGGUCCCAGCAGACGCCGAGUUGAAUCGGCUGCUA